Messenger RNA from Culicoides brevitarsis, 605 nucleotides. RefSeq names its product V-type proton ATPase subunit F 1 (gene Vha14-1). Gene Ontology annotation, biological process: proton transmembrane transport. The transcript is spliced from 3 exons. Gene Ontology annotation, cellular component: proton-transporting V-type ATPase, V1 domain; membrane. Lineage: Eukaryota; Metazoa; Arthropoda; Insecta; Diptera; Ceratopogonidae. The record is from RefSeq and is a predicted model, not a curated record. The coding region runs from base 116 to 490 and encodes 124 amino acids. Gene Ontology annotation, molecular function: proton-transporting ATPase activity, rotational mechanism.
GUCAAACGAGAAACGUCAAAGUCAGCAGACUCGAAGAGAAAAGAAAAAUUUUUUAGGAAAAAUUUGAUUUUUCCUUGAUAAAAACUUUAAAACAGAAGAAAAUUCAUUGAAAAAAAUGGCACUUCACGCAGCAAUCAAAGGAAAAUUAAUUUCUGUCAUUGGCGACGAGGACACUUGCGUUGGAUUUUUGCUCGGAGGCAUAGGUGAAAUCAACAAAAAUCGCCAUCCUAAUUUCAUGGUCGUGGAUAAAAAUACCGCCGUUUCCGAGAUCGAAGAUUGCUUCAAACGCUUCAUCAAACGCGACGACAUCGACAUCAUUCUCAUAAAUCAGAACUAUGCCGAGCUAAUUCGUCACGUGAUCGACUCCCAUACGUCGCCAAUCCCCGCUGUGCUCGAGAUCCCGUCGAAAGAUCAUCCCUACGAUGCUUCCAAGGACAGUAUUUUGCGUCGUGCCAAGGGUAUGUUCAACCCUGAGGACAUGGUGCGUUAAAUUUUCUUUCAAAAAAAAGGCAAAAAAUUAUUCAUUCCCGAGGAGAAAAAUGAAAAAAAUAUUAAUUUGUGUGUAAUUUCAGUAAAAUAUUGUAAAUGUUAACGUUAAAAAUUAA